AUGAAUGCUAAUGAACCCGCAGCGCGCUCCACCUGUCCCCUUAUACCUUUGCCCUGCCGGUGUUCGAGUCGGAGGUUUCUCUCAUCUGUCGAGAGUCUGGGGGCCAAGUCACAGCCCCCACAUCUCUCCUCUGGCCCAGGGCAGCGUUAUCGCGCAUCUGGCCUCGCGCCGAGGGAGCUGGUGGCGGGCCUGGGGACCCAGCCUGUCCCCGCCUGCCUCGGCGCCUCAUCCCUCCCCGCCACCCCCCUCUCCGCCCCGGUGUCGGGUCCCCGCGCUCCUCCCCCGCGCCCGGCUCUGCGCUCAGGCUGCGGCUGGCCCGGGGCAGGCGCGGCGCGCAAGGUGGCGGCGGGGACCCCGUGCAGCGGCUCCGGUGCGGGGAGAGGGGCUCAGCCUCAGCCGGGCCUGCGAUCGCCGCGGCCCUCGCUCACCCAGCCGGUCUGGGGGGCCCUCAGGGCGCGCGGAGCGCCGAGUGCGCGUGGGGCUGGGCCCCGCACCCCGGCGCAGGAGCGCGGGCGCGCGCGGCGGAGCGCGGGCCAUGGAGCCGGCCCGGGAGCCGAUCCGGGAGCCCCCUGCGCGGGCCCGGCCACCGCCGCCCCUGCCGCGCGCCCCGCGCCUGCGCCCGCUGCGCCCAGGCCGCGAUCGCCCGCGGAGGCUGAGGGCCGCGGCCCCGAGGGGCUGCUGCGGCGAUCGGGGUCGGGCUACGAGGGCAGCACCAGCUGGAAGGCGGCCUUGGAGGACACCACCACACGACUCCUGCUGGGGGCCAUCGCAGUCCUUCUGUUCGCCAUCCUGGUGGUGAUGAGCAUCUUGGCUUCCAAGGGCUGCAUCAAGUGUGAAGCGCCCUGCCCGGAGGACUGGCUGCUCUACGGAAGGAAAUGCUACUUCUUCUCCGAGGAGCCGAGAGACUGGAACACGGGCAGGCAGUACUGCCAUACCCAUGAGGCCGCGCUGGCUGUGAUCCAGAGCCAGAAGGAGCUGGAAUUUAUGUUCAAGUUCACAAGGAGGGAGCCCUGGAUUGGCCUGCGUAGAGUUGGGGACGAAUUCCACUGGGUCAACGGGGACCCGUUUGACCCGGACACAUUCAGCAUCUCAGGCCCAGGAGAGUGCGUCUUCGUGGAGCCCACCAGGCUGGUGUCAACCGAGUGUCUGAUGACCCGGCCCUGGGUGUGCAGCAAGAUGGCCUACACAUGAGAGGGUUCAGGCCAGAGGCGGCCAAGGGAGACGUCCUCUCCCAGACCUGACCUGCCUCUCAUGGGAGUCGCCUGCCCUCUCCAAGGGGAGAGGGUGGACUCUGCCCCUGUCCCCUCUCUCAGACUCUGGAGCUCUGAGGACCUGGUUCCUGUCUCCUUUGUCCCCUCGGCAGGUCCUUUGGCUCAGCAGUUAAAUCCCAUGUGCUAAGUAGCCUAGCCAACCCUUCCCAGAGGCACGCGCGCACACACGUACACACACAGGCCCUCCUCAACAGCUCACUCUCAGCCGCCCUCACGUCCUUCCCUGGCCCUGUUUGGAACGUUCCUGCCUCACUGCAGCCCUGGUGCUUUGGGGAAGGCUGGGGGCUGACACGGUAAGACUUGGCACAGUAGCCAGCCUCUCCAGGGGCUUCUCUCAGGUUGCUGGGGGAGGUAGGCAGGCAAGGCAUCCCCCUCACCUUGGCCAGAUCAGCCCAGCCUGGAGACCCCCGUGUCCACUCUUCUUGCCUUCCCAGGGUCCUUGGGCA
This is a messenger RNA of Castor canadensis (American beaver), 1717 nucleotides long. The record is from RefSeq and is a predicted model, not a curated record. Lineage: Eukaryota; Metazoa; Chordata; Mammalia; Rodentia; Castoridae.